UUGGCCACUGCCGUUUUCGCAAUUGCUCUGCAGAACAAGAAUUGUGUAGAGAACACGAAAGAAAAUGGAAAGAGGAGAAAGCUCCGGCUCCCAUUCCACCAGAGUUGUCAUUUGGGCUAAACUAGUGCCACUGAAUUCGAGCUAUUUGGACAUAGAGUUGAGGUCAACUGAGGUGGUAGUCUGCUCGGAGAUAAAGAGUUCUUUUAGUGAAAAGCAAGAAUGGUGCAAGAUAACUAGGGAAAAGGAUCAAAAUUCGGCCUUAAUGCAGAACAAAAGAUCUGAUCAGAGAAUGAUUGAUGUGAGAACUCUUAUGAUGAAGUCAUCACAACUUUUCGAGUUCAAAUGGAAAAUGCUACAUUCGCAAGUUAUGCAACUUCCUGAUGCUCUGUGCAUUAGUGCGUUGUGGCAUGUCAAUGUUUGUUGCAUUUGUAUUGUUUUCAUUUCUGAUCCAAUCCUUGUUGAUGGUUCGGUUGUUCACAAAGAUGAUACGGCCAUCAUAAGAUGUGGCAGUGAAAUUAUCCUGGGUCCUGAGGCUGAUGGAUUUAUGAGGUAUAUGUUUAAAGUAAUGCCUAAGGAGGAGCCUUCCCAGAAGCAACUGAAGCACCCUGCCUUCACAAUUUCUGAAUGGUUGAAAAGGUGUCAAGCAAAACGUUCUAGUGUUCUAUGUCCUCAAUGCAGAGCAGUUGUACAGUUUGUUGGAAAAAACCAUUUUCUGCAUAGUAUUGAAGAGGAUAUACUGCAGUCUGACUCUUCUCUCAGGCGCUCAAAAGAAGAGAUUGCAGUUUUAGAUUCAUGUUCAUCAAUCAAGUCACCUCUUGUUGUUUGCAGUGGACAAAAACAAAAGCGGAAAAGGGCUCGUGUGUUACCUGAUGAGGAUAAUGAUAGAGAUUUUCCAUGCCCCCAAUGUGGCACUGAAUACGCUGGUUUCCGGUGCAAUGAGAGCACUGUUCAUCUUCAGUGCCAAUCAUGUGGUGGAAUGAUGCCUUCCAGAUCAAAUGUUGCUGUGCCACAACACUGCCUAGGAUGUGAUCGAGCGUUUUGUGGUGCCUAUUGGCAUGCUCUGGGAGUCGCCCCUUCUGAGCCCUAUCCUGCAUGCAGUCCUGAAACUUUAAAACCUAUUGCUGAUCAUACCAUAACAAGAAUACCAUUUUUGGCACACGAAAAAAAUAGGCAUGAACAAGAUAUAACAGAAAAAUGUAUCAGGCAGAUGGGAAGAUCCUUCCAAGACGUGGUUUCAGAAUGGAUAAGAAAGUUGAGCAAUGGAGAAGUAGAUAGAACACGACUUCCAUUGCAUCACCCUGAUACGAUUACUUCCCAGACACACGUUUGCAGUGAGUGCUACGGCAAAUUAGUCUCGUUUCUCUUGUACUGGUUCCGGAUCACAUUGCCAAAACAUUUAUUACCUCCUGAAGCAGUGGAGAGGCAAGACUGCUGGUAUGGGUACGCUUGUCGAACACAGCAUCACAAUGAAGAACACGCUCGCAAGAGGAACCAUGUUUGUCGUCCAACUCGCGGCACUUAAAUGCCAUAGUUUAUUUCUUUUCUUUUUUCUCUUUAUGUCCAGACUUAUGUUUGCUUGGUUGGUUGGUUGUGUAAAUACGUCAGUUUCACUUUGUUGGAACUUUUGCAUAAAUUGGGAUGUUUUCUUUCAAAUGCAAAUUAUCUACUAGUUUUUGAAAUAGUAUGGCUUUCUGCUUCAUUAGAGGCAUCACUAUGAGAUAAAUAAGCUUUUGAUAUUGAAAUGUUUAUAGGACGAUUUAUUGCUUAUGAAAUACUAAUGCAAACAUCUUUUGAAAAAA
Molecule: messenger RNA, 1799 nt
Organism: Striga asiatica
Lineage: Eukaryota; Viridiplantae; Streptophyta; Magnoliopsida; Lamiales; Orobanchaceae
Source: the annotation of a GenBank genome assembly